CUUAGGUGUGAGUUGCUCAUUAACAUUUUUUUUGUUUCCAAGGGUGGGAAAGGUGUCUGGUGGAGGGAGUCAUUAAGGUCACCUGGCAGGGGGUCUUCAUGAGGAAGUUGAGGUGUGAAUAGUCAUUAACAUUUCUUUUGUUUCCAAGGGUGGGAAAGGUUUGAGGUGUGAAUGGUCAUUAACAUUUCUUUUGUUUCCAAGGGUGGGAAAGGUUUGAGGUGUGAAUGGUCAUUAACAUAUCUUUUGUUUCCAAGGGUGGGAGAGGGUCUGAGGUGUGAAUUGGUCAUUACAAUGUGU
Molecule: messenger RNA, 297 nt
Organism: Staurois parvus
Lineage: Eukaryota; Metazoa; Chordata; Amphibia; Anura; Ranidae
Source: the annotation of a GenBank genome assembly